AUGAAGCACUUCAACCAAAUAGUGACCUUGGCCUGUGGUCAAAGCUUUUGCCAACAGUGCCUGAUCUGGAGCUUGGGAGAAGUUGACCGCCUCCAUCCUUGUCCUGAGUGCAGAAGAGUCUUUCAGAUGAACUCCUUAGAACACUCCCUCUCAGAAGAGCCCACAGAUAAUGAACAUUACGUAUAUCUGAACUCCCAAGAGUUGACUGAUGAACAUGGUCUGGAGGAGCAUAUCUAUGAAUGUAUCCCAUCUGAAGAUGAAGGUGAGGAUAUCUGUGAGCAUAUGGCUGCAUUCAAAGACCAAAAGAAUAUCUGUGGCUACCAACAGACUUUGAAAAAGGGAAUGACAGAAGAAGAGAAAAGAAAUCUCUGCUUACAAGAGAUUCAUUUAACAGAAGCCAAAUACUGCAAGACUCUUAAAGACAUAGAAAAGAAUUACAUGAAUCCUCUGAAGCUGUUGCUGAGCCCUCUGGAAAGGACAGCUAUCUUUAUUAACCUGGAGGAGCUAAUUAAAGUGCAGGAGAGCUUUCUAAGGGCCAUUGAUGUAUCAGUGAUGGCUGGAGGGAACAGGCUGGCUAAAGUCUUUCUAGAAUUCAAAGAAAAGCUACUGGUCUAUGGGGAAUACUGCAGCAACAUGGAGUAUGCCCAGAAGACUCUGAGUCAUCUUCUUGUCAGUCGAGAAGAUUUCAGGCAAAAAGUAAAGGAGUGCAGCUUGAAGGUCCAUUACGGGCAUUUUGCAUUAGAAGAUCUGCUAGUUGUGCCAAUGCAACGGAUUCUGAAGUAUCAUCUCCUUCUGAAGGAACUCCUCAAGCACUCUGCAGACCCUCAGGAGAGAGAGCAGCUCCAGCAAGCACUGGAGGCCAUGCAGGACUUGGCAAUGCACAUAAAUGAAGUCAAAAGGGACAAAGAAACCUUGAAGAAAAUCAGUGAAUUUCAGAAUUCCAUAGAAAACUUGCAAGUGAAACUGGAAGAAUUUGGGAAGCCAAAGAUUCAUGGGAAAUUGAAAGUCCAAUGCAUCUCCAGAAACCAUACCAAACAGGAUAGGCAUUUAUUUUUGUUUGAUAAAGUGGUGCUUGUCUGUAAGAUAAAAGGCACUAAGUACAAGCUCCAAGAGAUCCUUGAUCUGCUCUUUUACAAGAUGACAGAUGAUGCAGUGAAUAAUAAGAACACUAGGAAGUGGUCUUAUGGGUUCUCCUUAAUUCACCUGCAAGGAAAGCAGGGCUUCCAGUUUUUCUGCAAGACUGAAGACAUGAAAAGAAAAUGGAUGGAGCAGUUUGAAAUGGCAAUGUCCAACAUUAAACCAGAGAAGGCCAGUGCAAACCAUCACAACUUCCAGAUGAACACAUUCGACAAGACAAUCAACUGUGAAGCAUGUAAGAUGUUCUUAAAGGGGACUUUCUAUCAAGGCUAUCUUUGUACUAAAUGUGGGGUGGGAGCACAUAAGGAAUGCUUAGAAGUGAUUCCACCUUGCAAGAUUACUUCUCCUAAGAACCUGAACAUACUAGGUGUGAGAGUGCUUCCUAAGUUGGUGGCAAUGCAGAGUUACCAUGGUAUUCCAUCUCCACCUGGCAAGUCAGGGUUAACAUUCCAAGCAGGUGAUGUGAUUGAACUUCUUAGAGGUCCCCCUGACUCUCAGUGGUGGGAAGGAAGGUUAAUGCAAACCAAGAAGUCAGGUUAUUUUCCUAGUUCAUCUGUGAAGCCCUGGUCUGAGGAGAGCCAGCCUCCAAGCAGCAGGACCCUAUCUGGAGAAAUAGACUGUACAAGAUACCGUUGGUUUGCAGGUAAUAUGGAGCGAGAAGAGGCUGAAAAAGUGUUGAAAUUUCUUAAAACUGGGACAUACUUGAUCAGAGAAAGACCUGUAGAAGCUGAGCCAUUUUUCUUAAGUAUAAAGUUCAAGAAUGAAGUGAAACACAUUAAGGUGAUGAAGAAAGUCAACUCAAUUUACAUCACAGAAUCUAAGAUGUUUGAAAGUUUAUUGUAG
Gracilinanus agilis (Agile Gracile Mouse Opossum) is the source of this 1980-nucleotide messenger RNA. RefSeq names its product guanine nucleotide exchange factor VAV2-like. Gene Ontology annotation, molecular function: guanyl-nucleotide exchange factor activity; protein binding. Lineage: Eukaryota; Metazoa; Chordata; Mammalia; Didelphimorphia; Didelphidae. The coding region runs from base 1 to 1980 and encodes 659 amino acids. Gene Ontology annotation, biological process: cell migration; regulation of GTPase activity; intracellular signal transduction. The record is from RefSeq and is a predicted model, not a curated record. Gene Ontology annotation, cellular component: cytoplasm. The transcript is spliced from 2 exons.